Pieris macdunnoughi is the source of this 4347-nucleotide messenger RNA. The record is from the annotation of a GenBank genome assembly. NCBI's taxonomy places the organism in Eukaryota, Metazoa, Arthropoda, Insecta, Lepidoptera, Pieridae.
AUGGGGUUUCAGUUUAUACCGGCAACGUCACCGAAGCUCGCAGUCAAAGACAAUCAUAAGCCGUUGUUCACGGAAUGUCUGAACUACAAACCAACAGUGAAGGAGGAGCAGCCGAUUGGUACUUAUGUAUUUACGGUUCAUGCAGAAGAUCGAGACCCGCCCGAAAUGGGUGGCACAGUUACUUACAAAUUUGUCUCGACGCCUGGUGAAAAAGAAAGAUUUCAUGUCGACCCCGAAACUGGAAGAAUCACGACUGCAGAUAUUUUUGAUCACGAUGAGCCAUCGCGUGAGAAGGAAGCAUACAUUACUGUUCGUGCCAGUGACAAUGGACAACCUCAGCUGGAUGACGCUUGUACCAUUAAAAUCCUCAUCGAAGACAUCAAUGAUAACCAGCCGGUCUUCGACAAAGUCGUCUUCCGUGGACAUGUUUGGAAGUCGUACUCGGAAUCGGUACCUCAAGAUUUGCCGAGCGGCCGGGAAGUAAUGAGGAUUUCGGCCACGGACAUAGACGAUGGUAACAACUCUAUCGUGCGUUACAGUUUGGAUUCCAAUUCGCCAGAUCAGGCGUAUUUUUACAUAGAUCCAGAUAACGGAGUUAUAUUUUUAAAUAAAAGUAUCGAUAAACCGCCCGGUUACAAAUUUAAAUUGAGCGCUAUAGUAAAAGACCAGGGUGAUGAGCCCCAACAAAGUUCGAUUACUUUAGACAUCCAAGUCGUGGAGUCUAACAAGAAAAGCCCGUCUUUUAUAGAAGUUCCUGAUGAACCGAUCAGAUUAAAAGAAAAUUACGCAGACUUCAAUACACCCAUAGCUACCGUGAGGGCCGUAUCAAACAUAUUGGAAGAGAAAAAACUUCAGUUUGAACUUGUUAUGGGUCAAACUGAACAAACUAACAAGUGGCAUACCUUCGUACUGGAACCGGAAGCUGACUCAGCGUAUAUUAAACUCGGAAAUCAUCUGGACUAUGAGAAAAUUACGGACUACACGUUAACUGUAAGAAUACAGAACAACUACAAAUUGGCUGCAGAGACUAUCAUACAAAUAGAAAUUGAGGAUGUUAAUGACAACAUCCCUAUAUUCAGCGAAAUACGUUCUGGAACCGUACUAGAAAACGAACCACCAGGUACGCCGGUGAUGCAAGUUAGAGCCUUUGAUGCUGACGGUACAUCAGCCAACAACCAAAUAACAUACGAACUAGGUGACGCCUCAGACCCCUUCGCUAUUGAUAGCAUUACCGGUAAUAUAACGACACUGAAAAACUUUGAUAGAGAAGAAAGAAGUUUCUAUAAUAUUAAAAUAAUAGCCACUGAUAAUUCUGAAUCCGCUCUAAUUCCGGGAAAACAUAAUGCUGGUCAGCAAGUGUUCCUUAUAGAGAUAGCGGAUAAAAACGAUAAUCCACCGCAUUUCACUCAAGACACGUACGUGGCGGAAUCUAUAGCUGAGAAUGCUAACAUUAAUGAGCUCGUCACGCAAGUUACCGCUUUGGAUAUUGAUACGGCUUCCGUCGUUACGUACAGCAUAGUAUCUGGAAACACAUACGACGCGUUUGUCAUACGUAAUUUCACCGGUGAAAUUCGUGUUAACAACGAACUCGACUACGAGAAUAUAACCAGUUAUAGCCUGGAUGUUAGGGCAUUUGAUGGCCUUUAUGAAGACUAUGCAAAGGUUCUGAUCAAAAUUGAGAAUUUGAAUGACAACCCACCUGUAUUCUUGGCUAACUAUACAAAAACCAUUGAAGAGGAAAAGUUGUAUGAAGGAUGUAUUGUUAAGGUUGAAGCAUAUGACCCAGAUCUCGACAGGAACGAACCUCAGAAUAUUGUCUAUUCUCUGGUCAAACAUGAGCAAAAGGAGUUCCUUCAAAUAGACAAUGAUGGAUGUCUUCGCCUGACUAAACCAUUAGACAGGGACCAACCUACCGGCUUUACUCGAUGGCAGAUCCUCAUCAUGGCCGCUGAUCAUGGUGGAAGACUUGGUUCUGACAGUCUACGGUCCACAACUGAAGUCAUAUUGGAGCUAACUGAUAUCAACGAUAACGCUCCGUUUCUUACCAACACGCAACCUGUGAUAUGGUAUGAAAAUGAGCCUCCUGGUCAAGUGGUUAUUCUCACUGCAAAGGACUACGACUCAACUGAGAAUGGACCACCAUUCACCUUCGCACUUAAUGAAUCAGCUAGCUUCGAUAUUCGCUCCAAGUUCCAUAUACAAGGCAACAUUCUGUCAACAUUGGUAUCUUUCGACCGCGAGCAACGAAAGGAGUACAAAAUUCCUGUAGCAAUCACAGAUUCUGGGACACCAAGAUUAACAGGGGUGUCGAUUUUACACGUUGUUAUUGGUGACAGGAACGACAACCCAAUGUCUUCUGGAGAAAGCAACAUCUUCGUUUACAAUUACAAGGGUGAAGCACCGGAUACGGAAAUCGGAAGGGUGUUCGUAAACGAUCCGGACGAUUGGGACCUUCCGGACAAGCGGUUUAUGUGGCUACCGUCAUAUGAGCAGAGAAGUCCGUACUUCGACGUGCAUAGUAAUACCGGAAUGAUUACUAUGAAGCAAGGAACUCCGAAUGGAACUUAUCUUCUACACUUUAAUGUGACAGAAGAAAAUGAACCAUUAGUACCAUUCCACUGGGUGGAAGCUACAGUGAAUGUGACCAUCAAGGAGAUCCCAGAAGAGGCAGUGGACAAAUCUGGUUCGAUCCGGUUCAUAAAUAUAACCGCUGAAGAGUUUAUUAUUCCAGAAGCUGAUGGUAUCAGCAAGAAGGACAAAUUGCACCGUCGCCUCGCCCAGUUGUACAACAAGUCGCUCGAUAAUGUUGACGUUUUUACCGUAUUCAGCAAGAUGACAGUUAAAGACGAAUUCUUGGAUAUACGGUUCUCUGUUCAUGGAUCACCGUACUUCGAGCCUGAGAAACUGGAUAGCAUGGUCAUUGGGAUACAAGAAAAGCUAGAAGAAGAGCUCCAAGCAAAGAUCUACAUGGUGAAGAUAGAUGAAUGUCUUAUUGAGAAAGAGCAGUGUGAAGACGCGUGUCGCAAUGUCCUGACCAAGAAUAACGUCCCGCUUUCUGUCUACACCAACACCACGAGCUUCGUAGGAGUAUCAGCAAGAGUGGAGUCUGAGUGCACUUGUGACGUUGAAGAGCCCCUCGUUUGCUUGAAUGGAGGUACACCAUUCGCUGAUAAAUGCGAAUGCCCCGAAGGGUGGAAUGGUCCGCAUUGUGAGCAAACAUCUAUUGCCUUCCACGGGAACGGCUGGGCAAUGUACCCAUCACCCCCAGCGUGUCACGAAGGCCACGUGACCUUGACUGUGACGUCACACUCGAGUAACAGUUUGAUCUUCUACCUGGGACCGCUGAGACAUAACCUACUUUUAGAUGUGCAAGACUUCAUGUCGCUGGAGCUUGUCGACGGAUAUCCAAUCUUACUUGUAGACUACGGUUCGGGUACUACUAAACUAAACAACAGCGUGGUGCACGUGGCAGAUGGCAAGCCGCAUUUAAUAGAAAUAGUUCUAAUGAAGAGCUCCAUUGAAAUGUUUGUGGAUAGAUGCAAAUUAUCGACCUGCAUGAGUUUGGCGGCACCAAUUGCGCCUAGGCAAAUUUUGAACGUGAAUGGUCCGCUGCAGCUAGGUGGCGCUAGUAUCGACCUGCAAGACCUAGCUCGCUCGUUCGGCUGGCAGCACGUACCAACGAACCAACACUUUAUGGGCUGCAUCAGUAAUUUUACGUACAACGAUUUUAUGUACAACCUGGGCAGACCAUCAGUAGAGGUGAAUGCAGACCCUGGAUGCCAGAAGAGCGUAUUUACUGCUGUAACGUUUGGAAUCGAUACCAAUUUCCUCGUUGCUAUACUUGUGUGUAUAGCCAUAUUAGUCAUUCUUCUCCUGGCGGUGGUAGUCCACAGACGUCGAGCUGAUGCGUGGGCAGAAAAGGAACUAGAUGAUAUUAGAGAGAACAUAAUAGCAUAUGAGGAUGAAGGUGGUGGUGAAGGAGACGCAGGAUAUGACCUGCAUGUGCUUCGGCAGAUGUAUGAUGGUCCACCUCCAGAUACCGAUGUGGCAUUUUUACAGGCGCCUGGUAUGGUAGGCGCAGCGCCGGAUAUAUCCGGUUUCCUAGACGACAAGAAAUCCGUCCUAGACCGCGACCCCGAGAUCACACCCUAUGAUGACGUCAGGCAUUACGCGUAUGAGGGCGAUGGCAACACUAGCGGCUCUCUCUCAUCAUUGGCUAGCUGUACCGAUGAUGAAGACCUAAAGUUCAACUAUCUAUCGACAUUCGGGCCGCGGUUCCGCAAACUAGCAGAUAUGUAUGGUGAUUCGGAUGACGACAGAGCGCCCCACGAGGAGUCCUGGUGCUAG